This is a messenger RNA of Exophiala bonariae, 660 nucleotides long. RefSeq lists its product as uncharacterized. The coding region runs from base 1 to 660 and encodes 219 amino acids. The transcript has a single exon. Lineage: Eukaryota; Fungi; Ascomycota; Eurotiomycetes; Chaetothyriales; Herpotrichiellaceae. The record is from RefSeq and is a predicted model, not a curated record.
AUGGCAUCGAAUGGCGAUACAGGUGGUGGGGCUGCCACGAAAGAUGCGAAACUCACUCGACGGCCGAGUCCAAUUGGCCUUGCACAUGUCGUUCUUCGAUCAACGCCAGAACAGUACCAGAAGAUGGUCUGGUUUUACAAGGAGCUUCUAAAUGGGGAAAUCGUUCUCGAAGAAAAGACGUUCGCCUUUCUCCGUUACGACUAUGAGCAUCAUCGAGUCGGAAUUUUAAUGACUCCCAACACACAACCCAGGAAGGGUGAUGUUGCGGGACUUGAACAUGUCUCAUUCACAUUUGCUACACUUACCGACAUGGCACGCAUUUAUCAGCACCUCAAAGACAGGGGCGUGAAGCCAUAUUGGGCAGUCAACCAUGGUAUGACCAGUAGCAUGUACUAUCGAGAUCCGGAACGCAAUAAGGUGGAAAUACAGAUUGAGAACUUCGACACGCCGGAGGAGGCGGAUGCUUUUGUGAGGGGCCCCUUGUUUACCGCGAAUCCAGUAGGCACAGACAUCGAUCCUCCUUCAUGGGCGGAGCGCAUCUUGAGCAAGAUGAAGCCCAAUGGGGAGGAAGGAUUGUCUGAAGAAGAAAUGAGAGAUAUCAAGGCAAGAAAAGAGAUCGGCCCCAGACAUGAGAUACCUGCGAUAGCACUCGCGGCGUAA